CGCAUUCGUAUAUAGGGAGGUGUAGACUGCAAGGAAAAUAAAUAGUACUAGUAAUACUAGUACUAGAUUAUUAACCACUAAUAACGAUUCAGUUCAAAACCAACUUAGCAGUAGUGCUUUUUUAAAAAAAAAUAAAUCGCUCUUCUCUCUCGCGAAUUAAAUCAUGGAGUGGAAAAGGGGUCCGGUAAUAGGCCGGGGCUCCUCCGCCGCCGUAUCGCUCGCCACGAGCGACGCCGGCGACAUCUUUGCCGUGAAAUCAGCUAAAAUGUCAUCAUCCAGCUCCUUACGCAACGAGCAGAUUCUGAUUUCUCAGCUCAGCUCACCUUUCAUAGUGAAAUGCCUGGGUUCUGAUAUCACACGCGAGAGAGAUGAAUUCGUGUUCAACAUUUUUCUGGAGUAUGUCUCCGGCGGAACGCUUUCCGAUCUGAUCAGAAGCAACGGCGGCUCCCUCGAUGAAACGACGAUCAAAUUCUACGCGAAUCAGAUGGCGGAGGGGCUGAACUAUCUCCACCGUGCCGGAAUCGUGCACUGCGACAUCAAAGGCCAGAACGUGCUGAUCGCCGACCGCGGCGGGCUGAAAAUCGCCGACUUCGGAUGCGCGAAGAGAGCGGAAAGCGGCGGCUCUGUUUUCGCCGGAACACCGGUGUACAUGGCGCCGGAGGUCGCGCGCGGCGAGGGGCAGGGGUUUCCGGCGGAUGUUUGGGCGAUGGGGUGCACGAUCAUCGAGAUGGCGACGGGGGAGAAUCCGUGGCCGGAGAUGAACGAUCCCACGGCGGCGCUGUACAGAGUCGCGUUCUCCUGCGACGUGCCGGAGAUUCCGAGGUGGUUUUCCGGCGCGGCGAGGGAUUUUGCGGCCAAGUGCUUUGCGCGGGACCCGGAGAAGCGGUGGACGGCGGAGAAGCUGCUAGGGCACCCGUUCCUUGACUCUGCGGAGGGCGGCGUUGGGAAGUCCACGAAGAAAUCUCCGACGAGUGUGAUGGAUCAGUGCUUUUGGGAUACUUUGGAGGUUCCGGAUUGGACGACAGAGAAUGCUUCGACAUCGGAUUCUCCGGCGGCGAGGAUCGGAGGAUUGAUCGGAGAUGGAUUGAAUUCGGAUUACUCGGCUGCGGCGGUGGGGGAGGAGGGUUGGGUGACGGUUAGGGGCGGUGCGACUGAAGAAGGAACUAAUAUGAACAUCGUAGAGCUUAUUGAAAUUGAGGAUACAUUGUUUCGUUUAAAUUGAGAUGGAAUUAGGAAAUGAUAUUGAUAUUAGUGAUUUGGAAUAUGUUGUUAGUGAUGAUGACGUAGAUGAUACUGUAUCAACAAGUGUUGUUCUCGAAAAAAUAUUGAUGAACUAUUUUUUAA
Messenger RNA from Salvia splendens (bonfire salvia), 1344 nucleotides. RefSeq names its product mitogen-activated protein kinase kinase kinase 17. NCBI's taxonomy places the organism in Eukaryota, Viridiplantae, Streptophyta, Magnoliopsida, Lamiales, Lamiaceae. The coding region runs from base 164 to 1222 and encodes 352 amino acids. Gene Ontology annotation, molecular function: ATP binding; protein kinase activity. The record is from RefSeq and is a predicted model, not a curated record. The transcript has a single exon. Gene Ontology annotation, biological process: protein phosphorylation; signal transduction.